CCUAUCAGCUUGGACUAAGCAUCCUCUGACCUUUCUCCUCCCAGAAUGACCUUUAAAGGAAUUUUCUUAGGGAUGGGCAAUCCUCUCCUGGACAUAUCUGCGGUUGUGGACGAAAAAUUUUUGAAAAAAUAUGACAUCAAGUUGAACAACGCGAUUCUUGCAGAGGACAAGCGCAUACCUAUGUUUGAAGAAAUGGCUUCCAAGUAUAAAGUGGAAUACAUCGCUGGGGGUGCUACCCAAAAUUCAAUCGAAGUCUCCCAGUGGAUGCUCCAAAUUCCAGGUGAAAAAAGUUAUAUGGGGUGUAUUGGAAAGGACAAAUUUGGAAAGGACAUGAAGAAAAACUCAAAAGCUGUUGGUUUUAAUGAUGAGUCUACACCUACCGGAACUUGUGUUGUUUGUGUUGUUUGUGUUGUUGGUGGGGAAAGGUCACUUGUUGCACAUCUGUCAACUGCAAAUUGCUACACAUGUGAGCAUUUGAAGAGACCAGAUAAUUGGGCAUUAGUUGAGAAGGCCAAGUACUUCUAUAUUGCUGAGUUUUUCCUCAUCGUAUUUCCAGACUCUAUCCAGCUUGUUGCCGGACAUGCAGCCGCAAACAACAAGGAUGCACAGGAGAAAGUUUUGCCGCAAGCAUCUAUUAUCUUCUUCUGCACAGGAUUUGAUAUUUACAGACAAGAACCUUCUCAAAAAGUUCAUGGUUGGGAGACAGACAAUGUCGAUGAGAUAGCUCUGAAGACUUCUCAAUGGCCAACAGCAUCUGGAGCAUACAAGAGGAUCACUGUUAUCACUUAAGGGGCAGACCCAGUGGUUGUUGCUGAGGAUGGAAAAGUGAAGAAAUUCCUUGUGAUAAUGCUACCAAAGGAAAAACUGGUUGAUACAAAUGAAGCAGGCAUGUCCUUUUCCUGUAACUUUUAAGAGAUCUACCCAUAUGCAUGCCUAAACAAAAAGGGGGGUUGGGGAUUGGGAGAGUAUGAGAAGAACUAGCCAUGCUACUAACUAGAACAUUUACCUUUGAUCCCAUUAUGUGUGUAAUGUGUUACAUAGAGCCAAAAACACCGUCAAACCCAGCAAACGGAAUCAUUGUUAGCACCUUCAUAUUUUUCGGUAGAGGAUGCAUUUGUUGGAGGAUUUCUUGCCCAGCUGGUUCAAGAGAAGCCCAUUGAAGCUUGUGUAAGAGCUGGUAGCUAUGCAGCUCUUGCGCAAUUAUUACU
Messenger RNA from Rubroshorea leprosula, 1208 nucleotides. Lineage: Eukaryota; Viridiplantae; Streptophyta; Magnoliopsida; Malvales; Dipterocarpaceae. The record is from the annotation of a GenBank genome assembly.